This is a messenger RNA of Mytilinidion resinicola, 2248 nucleotides long. RefSeq names its product calcium dependent mitochondrial carrier protein-like protein. The transcript is spliced from 8 exons. The record is from RefSeq and is a predicted model, not a curated record. Bases 130 to 1875 code for a protein of 581 amino acids. Lineage: Eukaryota; Fungi; Ascomycota; Dothideomycetes; Mytilinidiales; Mytilinidiaceae. Gene Ontology annotation, biological process: transmembrane transport. Gene Ontology annotation, molecular function: calcium ion binding; ATP transmembrane transporter activity.
CACCUCUUAUGCUCCCACAACCUCCGCGAGCCCCCAUCUAACACGCCCGCCCGCGCCGACGCAUCCUCUCUCUCGCGCCCGCACAAUCAGCCAUGAUACACCUCAGAUAACGGCCCCUUUCUGCAAGAGAUGGAGCCUGCGAACGCCCAGGACGCGCGCGUCGAGGCGCUGUGGGCGACGUUGGACACGAAGAAGCAGGGGCAUAUCGAUCUGGCUGGGCUCAAGAGAGGCCUGCGGAAGCUCGAUCAUCCCCUCAAGAACGCGGAUCAUCUGCUCGUGGAUGUUCUUAAGACGGUAGACACGGAUGGCGACGGGAAUAUCCAGUACAAUGAAUUCCGGUCCUUCGUGAAGCAGACAGAGAAGGAGCUGUGGCAUCUCUUCCGGAGCAUUGAUCAUAAUGGCGACGGCAAGCUGUCUAAGGACGAGCUAAAAGCCGCCUUUUCGCAGGCCGGCUUGGCCGUGCCCAACUCGAAGCUCGACGCUUUUUUCGACGAAGUAGACACAAAUCGCGACGGAUGCAUAAGCUUCGAGGAAUGGCGCGACUUUUUACUUUUCAUACCAGCCACCGCACCCAACCUAAAAUCGGUACUCUCUUACUUUUCAUCUACCUUGAAGGUGAACUUGGAGGGUGACGUGCAGAUUAGCGACGACACUGUUACAGGCUUAGGUACAAUACCGUUCUUUCUUAACCUUCUCUUUGGCUCCAUCAUCUCCAUCGCAAAGACACCACCGCAACGCAUACAUCCCCCGUUCGACUCACCAGAUAUGUACGAAUCGUACGAAGCUUCGCAUCUCUCCACCUUCCCGCUGGAUGUCAAGCCUUUCCCGACCGAAGUGGACUCACCAGCGGAAUAUCCUCCCGUCAUCUCGCAGGCCGCAUGGACGUGGGACUACUUGUGGCAAUCGCUGAUCUCGUGUGUCCCGAAUCCAGGUUACUUUGUGGCGGGAGGCCUAGCUGGCAUCGUCUCGCGCACCGCAACUGCUCCUCUCGACAGGCUCAAGGUCUAUCUCAUCGCGCAGACCGGCGUCGCGCAAGAAGCUGUCCAUGCGGCCAAAUCGGGCGCCAUCGUGAAGGCCGCCCAGAAUUCCUGGCGACCAUUGGCAAAUGCGACCAAGGAACUGUGGGCCGCUGGCGGCAUUAGGAGUCUCUACGCAGGAAAUGGCUUGAACGUCGUGAAGGUCAUGCCCGAGUCGGCCAUCAAAUUCGGCUCUUACGAGGCGGCCAAGCGUGUCUUCGCUAGGUUCGAAGGUCACACCGAUCCCAGCCAGAUCCAUUCGUGGUCGAAAUUCUUCGCCGGUGGUGUCGCAGGCAUGGUCUCACAAUUCGCUGUGUAUCCCCUCGACACCGUGAAAUUCCGAAUGCAAUGCGACACGGUCGCAGGCGGCCUUCGCGGCAACGCGCUCAUCAUCGACACCUCCCUGAAGAUGUGGCGCACCGGCGGCAUCCCCGCCUUCUAUCGCGGUCUCCCCAUGGGCCUCUUCGGCAUCUUCCCUUACGCCGCCCUCGAUCUCGGCACCUUCGAGUACCUCAAGCGCGCCAUGGCAAGCCGCAACGCCCGCAUACGCGGCUGCCACGAGGACGAUGCUCAGCCCGGCGGUUUCAUGACAGCAGCAAUGGGUGCCUUCAGCGGCGCGUUCGGAGCUUCCGCUGUCUAUCCUCUCAACCUCCUCCGAACCCGACUGCAGAGCCAGGGCACCGUCUUACAUCCACGCACCUACACCGGCAUCAUGGACGUCACGCGCCAGACCAUCAAAGGCGAGGGCGUUCGGGGCUUGUUCAAGGGUCUUACGCCGAAUCUUCUCAAGGUCGUACCAGCUGUGUCGAUCACAUACGUCGUAUACGAUAAGAGCAAGAAGGCGUUGAAGCUGCGGUGAUUGCGGGAAGAAGUGGGCAUACUUCUCCGGUCACACUUCUCCGGUUUUUUUAGGGGUUCUUUACACUUGUUCAUAGCUUGGGCACUUGCAUGCAGCGUGGCGUUUGAUUAUGGGCCACUCCCCCUGAUGGAUCAGGAUAGUCCCGGGUUGGGGAGUUUGAAAUACCUAUGUGGCGGGCUGCUUUUAGAAUACCUGGGUAGUGAAUCACACCACAGUUCGAUUGUAAUCAGUCCAUGUGCACUAUGCCACUAUGUGGGGGCUUCAAUACGUGGUGGACUGGAUCACUACAGUACUAGAAACUUGGUCUGUGUACGCUCUUCUGAUACUGUCGGUAUGGCUUCAAAGCACCUUGAAUAUAAACCAUAUGUGAGCG